CCUUUUCCUUCCAUUCAACUUUGCCCUACAAGUCCCAUGAUGCUCAGAGACGAAGUUCUCUAGUUGCCAUAGUAGCAAAGAUCUAAACAGCCACCUCUUUGCCAACGAAGCCCAAGAACCGGUAACGGAAUAAACGGACCUCGGGUAGAAGCCUCUGUCUGGGCAUCGUGGGGAGGAAGUUUAAACCCUGCGUGCUUGGCGGGAGCUUCGACUUUUGUUCUCUGGGCAGUCGAGGAGUGCUUGGUUCGGGUUGUGGUGCCAUUUCCUUUGGGAAAUAAAGUAUAAUUGAUAGACUUCCCUGCCAUUGGUGGAAUGAUGGCUUCUGAUCAUACAGCCCUUCAUCAUAUUGUCCAAGAGGAUAAAACGUCUCGGCAAUGCAGAAAAAGAGGAAGCUCAAACGAUUCUCCAGGUAGGCUUAGUAAGAGCACCAACAGUCAAGACAGUAGCUGUAGCAAACAUUCCAGCAAGCCUGGAAGUGCUCAGUUUACUUACUCUAAUGACUUUCAUGAUAAUGCUUCAAGAACAGCUGUCAAUGGCAGCAAGAACAGUAUUUGUUCAGAAGAGAACAUCUGUGGAACGUCUCUGAACUACUAUCACGAAGAUUUUCACUCGGAUGCCUCUGAAACCUCCAUAAGUGAAGAGAGUGGCAGCUACAUCAUCCCAUUGCCCGAAACACCAAAAACUAAUGAGCGGAAUUUACCAGAAAAGAAAAAGAAAAAGGUCCAUACAAAAGGAGGUAAAAUGUUGCCUAAAAAGAAACCUCAGCAAAAGAGCUCAUAUAUUACUGACCAUACCAUCAAUGCCCAGGAGAAAAAUAACAUGACUUGCCGUCUCUUGUCAGCAAGAGACCAUCAAAUUAAAGAACUGAAAAACCAAGUGGCUGUUUUGCAGAAUAGAUUGGAGACCUUUAUUACGGAAAAUAAAAUGUUGAAGCAUCUUCAGUCUCAACAGUUAAAAGCAAUUACAAAAUAUGAAAAUGCUGAAAUUAAGCUGCCUGAUCUUUUGGCCACGCAGGCCAAUGAAGUGCAGACUCUGAGAGUACUUCUCAGGAAAUCUCAGGAAGAAGAGCGCAGGGCUUCCCAGAAGCUAAGAAACGUUGAGGCACAACUCUUAAAAACCACGGAUGCCUUGCGGGCACUACAGAAACUUUGUAUAGACAAAAAACUUGAAGAGAGAGAAGAACUUCAGCACAAAUUAAGAUCACUUACCCAAAAACUGGAAGCUAGGGAUAAGAAAACUCAGGAUUUGGAAAAGCAGCUGUCAUUGAAUACUGCUUCUUUUAGACACCAGUUAGCAGUUGAGAGAAAGAAGACUAUUGAAGCUCGGUCGAUGACAGCAAAUUUGCACGUAGAAAUCGAGUCGCUGAAGCUCAAACUUAAGGAAAGAGAAAGAGAACUAAGCAUUACAAAUAUUUAUGCACACCGGAUGCGCAAAGGUCAGCCAGAGAAAGCCGAUCCAUGUUCUUCUCCAAAAGGUCCCUUAAUCAACCCCAAAAUAACAUGCAGCAGAAGACCAAGGAACAGGCAACAGGGUGAAAUAACCAACUGUAUAGAAGAUUCUGUCACCAAUUAUGAGCCUGCAUUUGCCAGAUUUCCAAAGGAAAGACAAAAAGACACUUCUUCAACUCCCGGUGAAGAAAACAGUCACAAGAUACCACCUGGGAAAAAAAGGCUUCGUUUGGAAAAAUUGUUUGGGCCAAACUGCAUUUUAAAUACCAAAUGAUGGCUUGCAUUAUUUGAUUCCAGUCAAGCUCAUAGAACUAAUAGAUAUCAGAUAGUAUUAGGACUAGGACAUAUUAGGUAGUCGAUAUUAGUGUUAGAAGUAGGAUAUAUUUGAUCGUAGAUAUUAGAUCGUUUAGAACUAAGUGAUGUUAGAUAGUUAAUGUUAGCAUUAGAACUAAACGUUGUUAGAUUACUAUUAAAAUUAGGCAAUAUUAGAUAGUAGAUAUGAGUUAGUAUUAGAACUAAGCAAUAUUAAAUAGUAGAUAUUAAUAUUAGAACUAGGAUAUAUUAGAUAAUAGAUAUUAGUAUUAGAGCUAGGAUAUAUUAGAUAAUAGAUUUUGGAUGGUAUGAGAACUAGGAGAUAUUAGUAAUUUCUGUCGUUAUUAUUGAAAUAAGCAGCACAUAAAACUCUAUUUUGUGAA
Molecule: messenger RNA, 2143 nt
Organism: Pantherophis guttatus
Lineage: Eukaryota; Metazoa; Chordata; Lepidosauria; Squamata; Colubridae
Biological process (GO): intraciliary transport
Cellular component (GO): axoneme
Source: RefSeq, a predicted model, not a curated record